Truncatella angustata is the source of this 1015-nucleotide messenger RNA. RefSeq lists its product as uncharacterized. The coding region runs from base 1 to 624 and encodes 207 amino acids. NCBI's taxonomy places the organism in Eukaryota, Fungi, Ascomycota, Sordariomycetes, Amphisphaeriales, Sporocadaceae. The transcript is spliced from 6 exons. The record is from RefSeq and is a predicted model, not a curated record.
AUGAGAAAUGAGCGUAGACGGCCGUUGAUGUUUGUAAGGGUGCCGUCGUGGAUUCUCUCUGGCAAAGUCUAUGUAAUCACAUGCGGGAGUGCUGGCAUCGGAUGUGGAAUUUUAGCGCAUAUUUUACAACACGGCCUUGCAAAUAGCUUGUUCAGCGCGGCUUUUGAGCAACUUCGACAAAAUGACUGGAUAGCGAAGCAGUUGGCCUCUAAACUCGACCUAUUUAAUAAACUCAUCCUCAAGGCAGGACUAGUUGUUAAGCUUUUUGCCUUGGCUAAGGACUGUAUCGACAGUCAUACGCAGGUUAACGUCUUCGCCCAGAACCAUUUGGCAAUGACGUUACCACCCAAGCUGAUCUCAACACCACACGUCAAGCUCAAAGUCAUGGAAGAGAUCACCACUGAUAUCGGCGAGCUGGAACUCAACCCCUGCCAAGCGCCCUACAUCAUCGCAAUUCAUCCGGGAGGCGUUGUUACCGAUCAACAGGAUCAGGUCAUCGAAACCUACGGCACUGUCGGCAAGGUCGGCGUGGCGGCCGAUGAGACUGAUGGACGAUGCAUUCUACCAUAUCGCAAGGUCACUGAGGUCAGCAACCAAGGCAAGGAUGAUCACCUUGGAGCUUGACUGAGGGUAUCCUGGAAGAAAACUUGCUAGGUCCUGCUGAUAUGAACACCCGUGUCUGACCAAUCAGUAGAAUGUUGAGAAUAGUAGACAUGCCAAAACGAAUCCUCAAACGGGAUGCAAUGAGCAUGGUUGCAUGUUGGACUGCCAUAUGGUGUGAUGCUGUGAAGUUCUUGGCAUACCAUUCGGGCAGGAUCUUGUCCGAGCGAUGAAUUUGGGGCUAUUGCGUAAGUUGUCCGGCAUUCAAUAAUUCAGAAGUUCCCAAUGGUGAUCUGCAAUCCAAUAAUGGUGAAAUCGCAGUCGCGCAUCAGUCACCACCCCAAUUUUGCACCUUUAAGGUGUUGCCAAGACAUGACGACAUUCGGUAGUACAAUUAUGCCUUUGGGACUAAUCC